Messenger RNA from Penicillium verhagenii, 1563 nucleotides. Its product is annotated as FAD-binding oxidoreductase. The record is from RefSeq and is a predicted model, not a curated record. The transcript has 4 exons. NCBI's taxonomy places the organism in Eukaryota, Fungi, Ascomycota, Eurotiomycetes, Eurotiales, Aspergillaceae. The coding region runs from base 1 to 1563 and encodes 520 amino acids. Gene Ontology annotation, molecular function: FAD binding.
AUGGUUUCCAACACCAGCUGGCGCACGUUCGCGCUAUUCAUCGCAACCAUCGCACCGCUUGCGACAGCCGACAUCUGCUCAACCCUUGCGCAAGGCGGCAUCUCAAUUGAAUACCCCUUGACGUUGGAAUAUACUACCGUUUUGUCAGAUUACUGGUCCACAGCAUGUGGAGAUCUCACACCGACAUGCAUUGCGGCGCCAUCCAGUGCAGCUGAGAUGUCCCAGAUCAUCACAAAGCUUCACGAUGUUGAGACAUUAUUUGCUGUCAAGUCUGGUGGACAUAUGCCAAAUAAUGGAUUCGCUAGUAUUGAAGGUGGAUUGUUGAUUUCCACAAAAAAUUUGGAUCAGGUAAAUUAUAACGAAAAUGACCAGACUGCUGUUAUUGGACCUGGUCUUUCAUGGGAAGAAGCGCAGAAGGGAUUGGACGGCACAGGACGGGCCGUUGUGGGAGGGCGCCUGGGCGGUGUUGGAAUCGGAGGGUAUAUGCUCGGAGGGGGAAUGAGCUUUUUGAGUACCCAGUAUGGAUGGGCUGCCAACAACGUGAAGAACUAUCAAGUUGUUUUGGCAAAUGGGACGAUUGUUGACGCCAAUGAGGAUGAGAACUCCAACCUCUUUGCAUCACUUAAGGGAGGAGGCAACAACCUCGGUGUUGUCACGGCCUAUACCAUGGAGACACAUCCUAUUGGACAGGUCUGGGGUGGUAACUGGAUUUUCACCGAGGACAAGACACCCCAAGUUCUAACAGCACUACGUAACUUUGUGGAUGACUACCCUGAUGACAAGGCGGCUAUAAUCUUGACUGCGGAGCAUGGUGUGGUUGGACUAGUGGACUUCUGGAUUAUGUUCCUUUUCUAUGAUGGACCCGAGCCCCCAGCCGGUGUUUUCGACGAGUUCGAUGCCAUUGAUCAUGUGUCUACCACAAAGACAUGGGACUCAUACUAUGAUUUGCUGGUGAAUAACGACCAGUUCAUUCUUCACGGCCAACGCUAUACCAUCGCGACGGAAUCGACACCCGUGCCAAACUCCACGGUUGGUCUUGAUGUGAUGCAGGGUUAUUUUGACCACUGGUACAAUGUGACUGAGUCUGUUCUCGGCGUCACUGGUGUGAUUGGGUCGAUUGCUUUCCAGCCAGUUCCCACGGCAUUUACGAAGAAAGCCAAAGAGCGUGGGGGAGUAAGAUUCCCAGAUCUCAAUUUCAAUAUGAACAUGAAAAUCGCGGAGGCUAACGGACAAAAGGAUCUCCUCGAUAUCCCCGAUGACCAAAAUUACAUUUUCUUUGAAUUCGAUUUCUCUCACUCGCUUGCGAUCGACGACGAAACGAUCGAUGCUGCCACUCAAAAUGUGUACCAAGGGAUGGGUAACCUCGUUCAACAAAACAUUGACGAGGGCCUUUUGCCGGAUGUGUACCGACCCCUUUUUAUGAAUGACGCUUAUUAUCGUCAGGACUAUUGGGCGCGUAUCAGCCCAGCUUCAAAAGCACUUGCGCUGAAGACUCGUCUUAAUGUUGAUCCUGAUGGAUUCUUCCAGACGCGAACCAGCGGUGGUUGGCGACUCUCGGAGUAA